Hemibagrus wyckioides is the source of this 1371-nucleotide messenger RNA. It is a transcript of the gene wars2, whose product is annotated as tryptophanyl tRNA synthetase 2, mitochondrial. Gene Ontology annotation, biological process: mitochondrial tryptophanyl-tRNA aminoacylation. Gene Ontology annotation, molecular function: ATP binding; tryptophan-tRNA ligase activity. Lineage: Eukaryota; Metazoa; Chordata; Actinopteri; Siluriformes; Bagridae. The transcript is spliced from 6 exons. The record is from RefSeq and is a predicted model, not a curated record. The coding region runs from base 8 to 1102 and encodes 364 amino acids. Gene Ontology annotation, cellular component: mitochondrion; mitochondrial matrix.
AUUCAAGAUGGCGGCCUCCAUGAGCAGGAACAUGAAUCGUCUUUUAGGUUUCAUUCAAACGAGCACUCUUAAAACAAGAUCAUUUUGCUGUCAAAAGGCAUCCGAAGUGAAGGGCUUCCAUGAAGGACGUGUGUUUUCAGGAAUCCAGCCCACUGGGAUUCCUCACCUGGGGAACUACCUCGGAGCUCUGGAGAGCUGGGUGGCCAUGCAGAACGACUACAGCUCAGUGUUGUACAGCAUAGUUGAUCUGCACUCCAUCACCCAGCCUCAGAACCCAGAAUCACUACAGAACAAUAUCCUGGACAUGGCAGCCAGCCUGCUGGCCUGUGGCAUUGACCCCACACGCUCCAUCCUUUUCCAGCAGUCUGUGGUUUCGGAGCAUGCUGAGCUCUCUUGGAUCCUGGGCUGCCUGACGAGCAUGCCUCGCCUGCGCCACCUUCCUCAGUGGAAGAUGAAGAGCAAGCAGAAGAAUGAAGGAAGUGUUGGUUUGUAUACCUACCCCGUGUUGCAGGCUGCAGACAUAUUACUCUAUAAAUCCACAUUUGUACCGGUCGGGGAGGAUCAGAUCCAGCAUUUAGAAUUAGCCCAGGACCUAGCUCGUAUCUUCAACAACAGUUAUGGAGAACUUUUUCCUGAACCUCGUGCUCUACUUAGUUCUACACGGAAGGUCAAAUCUUUAAGAGAUCCCUCCUGUAAGAUGUCGAAGUCCGAUCCACAGAAGUUAGCCACGAUAUUCCUUACGGACACCCCUGAUGACAUAGUAUUUAAAAUCCGCAGAGCUGUGACUGAUUUUACAUCGGAGGUCACCUUUGAUCCUGUGGGCCGGCCAGGUGUAGCCAAUCUGGUGUCCAUCCAUGCUACUGUCACUGGCCAGACUGUAGAGGAUGUGGUCAGGUUAGCCACAGGGCUGGACACUGGCAAGUACAAAUCUGUGGUGGCAGAAGCUGUGGUACAGAGACUGGAGCCCAUCAGAAUUGAGAUCCAGAGACUGAAGGCUGACAGGAGCCACCUGGAGAGUGUGUUAGCCAAGGGAGCAGAGAAAGCCCGCAGUCUGGCUGCCCCAGUGAUGCAGGAGGUCAGGAAACGGGUGGGCUUCUCUUAAUCGUCAGACUUUUGGAGGUGGAAAUACAAUACAGUAUAGGGGAAAUUUUCUAGGUGAUAAAUUUCUAUAAUGUUUGAGUGUCACUUAUAUAUUUUUUAAUUUUAUGUGUGUUUGAUUUGUCUAUUUAUUUUGGUUCAUGCUCCUCUUCUGUGUACUUGUUCAUAAAUCAGAUCCAUAGCUCUCCACAAAGGAACAUUGCAGAAUGUUUUAAAACACACAGUAGGAUAUAGAAGCCCACAAUAAUGUGUGUAUGUAUGUGUGUGUGUGUG